Molecule: messenger RNA, 4449 nt
Organism: Brassica napus (rape)
Lineage: Eukaryota; Viridiplantae; Streptophyta; Magnoliopsida; Brassicales; Brassicaceae
Product: zinc finger protein MAGPIE
Exons: 3
Coding region: 2820-4292 (490 amino acids)
Cellular component (GO): nucleus
Molecular function (GO): DNA-binding transcription factor activity
Source: RefSeq, a predicted model, not a curated record
AUUUAUUAUAUAUAUGAAUGUUUCUUACACUUUGGGGAGUUUAUGUAAGAUAUAAAUAUUGCACUUUUAUGAAUUAAAAGCAUGUCGAAUCUUAGGAGGGAGAAAAACGAGUCUGCUCAUGCAUGUUAAUAUACACAACAAACUAAUUCUUACAGUUUGAAAAACUAAAUUUGAUUUCUAACAAUUUUUAAUAUACUUUACCGUAUAUGGCGUUUUAUUUUAAGUAAUUCUUUUUUUUUUUGGUACAAUUUAUUUUAAGUAAUUCUUGCUGGUGCAUUCUCCUUAUGGGAUUGUUAUCAGUUUUAUUUGCUAACUAGGUUUGUAAAUGGGGUCCUUGUAAAUGUAACUGUAACUAAAUCACAAUACUGACUGUACAAAUUCAAAAUUAAUACUUUUGAUAUUUAAAUGGUAUGAGCUAUUGAACUGUCAAUAUAUAUACAGCAAGAUUUAUUUUUAUUUUGUUAGAGACAAAACUAAGUUUAUUAUAUUGACUAUAAUUUGUAUAAGCGCCGUUGAUCAAAUUCGAAUACAUGUAGUUUUUUCAUUUCGGAUCUAAAUAUGCAUAAUUAAAUACAUAUCUUCUUUGUUGGUUUAAAUAUAUUAAAUACAUAUGUUAUUUUAUCAUUCUCUGGAUACAAACGCGUUUUAACUAUAUAUUAAACGCGUUUCUUUAUAGUUUAAAAUCCCGUUUGUUUAUGUGCCUAUAUUUAUGUGCAUGUGAAUCUUGAUUAUUUGAUAAAGGGAAGAAUAUAUUACUAUAUUAUAGUAUAAUGAAGUCUCGAAAAAUUAGGGGAAUAUUCUAGUGCCGCCAAAGUUCAAGAAGAAAAAUCCAAAACUAAGACAUUAAAUAAAUAUAAAUAAUAUUUUAUAGGAAUCUUAAAACAUGAUUACAGUAUGAUUAAAGUGGAAAUUACAUAAAGAAAUAGUAACAAGUCAGCCCACAACCUGACGACCUCUCGCCCUUCCAAAAAUUCACCUGCAUUUUGACAGUUAUAUGUCUCUUAGCUUCUUUCAAUUAACUAACACAUCGUAAUUAUUUUACUUUUCAGCUAGGAGGUAUAAAAGCACAUAUAUAGUUAAUUAACUUAAUUUUGUUUGAAAAGCGAUAUGAUCCAGAUUGAUAUAUAAAAAAAAAUUAGAUUUUAGAAGUAUGAAGUAUUGAUCUACUUGUAGCACGUAUAAAAAUUAUAAUACUAAGUAUGAAUUCUAUUCUACAAAUCAUUUUUCUAAUGUAAAAUAGUUUAAAUAGCACUUUUAAAAAUAUUAUGAUUCACUCACAUUGUAUUAACUAAGUUAAUAAAAUAUGAAAGGAAAAACACUUUGAUAUAUUGGAAGAAAAAAACUUUGCUAAAGAAAAAGGAAAAGGGAACAUUGCAAAAAGAUACUUGUAAAAAAGCAUGAAAAAGAUACUCGUAUCUACUAACUUUAUUCUCAAUUCUAGAGAGCAUUCACAUUUUUUAGUUGUUAAUGUUUUUUUCCUCACAGAAAUAAGAAAAUGAUGUAAGAAAAUUCCCAAUACUUUUUUAACUGUGAUUUGAUCUUAUUUGGUCAAAUAUAAAUGUUCUAAAUGGCAAGAAUAAUUGUUUGAAUUCAGUUUAAAAUACUUUGUUUAUCAAUUAAAAGGGAGACUAGAAAAAGAAAAUCGAAUAUUUAAAGUGGGGGUAUGCCCUUUUUCAAAAAAAAAAAAAAAGUGGGGGUACUUGAAAGGAAGAGUUUAUAAUGUCGCAUGGUUUUUGUUUUCACUGUCCACCAGACGAUUAUUCUCUUUUGCCUAUUUAGGUUCUUGAAUGACUUGUCGUAUGUUGUUGGAUUUACCUCAUCAGCACGUGCAUGGAUACACGUGCAUUGCAGGUUUAGUUCUCAGCAAACGAAAGAUGUAACCAUCGCCGUUGGAUCUGUUUGCUUCUUUGACCACCCUUAAUUUACGGAAAUGUAAAUCUCAAUCAGUCAAUUAUGAAAAGGAUCAAUAAAGCGUUGGCUCUCAUAUAAACUGUAACAAUCAUUUUAAUUGUUUAAAGUAUAACAUAUUCAACUAUUUAAUUUAGUUAUUUUUUCAAAAUUUAAUCCAUUAUUCAACUUCUAGCCACAUAAUUAUUGAUGCCUUUGGCCCGAUCCUUACAAAAACUUUAUCCAAACCUAAUUGAUAUGAAAAUGUUUUUAUAUUGUAUCGUUAUCGCAUAUACAUCAUGAUUGUACUGAAAAAUAUAACACUAAGAGAAUCUAUAAUGAGAAAAGAAGGAAAUUGACAGGAAUAUCAGUUACAAAAAAAAAAAAAAUUGACAGGAAUAUGAAAAAGCAAAUAAAUACGAGAAAAUAAUUAAGGCUAAAUAAAUAAUGAGAUCAUCACACCAAAUAGAAAAGGCAGACAUAGUAACUUUCUGUGUGUCAUGACGCACUGCCACUUCCACUGAAAAAAAGCUAGUAGUAUCAAAUAUUGAAGAUAAUAGUAGUCAGGUAAAUUUUAUAGAGUUAAGUUCCACCGCCAUUAACUUUUAACUAAUAAACAGAUAAAAAUAGGGAAAUAUAUGUUUAAUUAUAAAUGAAAAUGGCUGCGACAGUUUGAUCAAGGUGCUUAUAUAUAUGAAAGAUGAAUAAUAUUUUUUAUCACACAUAUUUGCUUAACUGUGUAGGGUGGGUGUGUGCCUAUAUAAGUAAACAACCAAUAUAACUUCUCUUUUGUAUUAUCCUCUCAUUCUAAUUACAUAAGAUUCUAAGUGCUUCUGGUCUUUUUGUUCUCUCUUAAUUUUCCUUUAAAUCUCAUCUCUAAUCUUAACUUUCUCUUUUGUAUUUCUCAACAAAACUUUCGUCCAGAGGAAGUCAUGACAGCUGAAGAACAUACAAUCUCUAGUAGUGGAGGAUAUGUCCAAAACUUAUCAGCAACUGAUCAUGUCGAUCAUCGUCAUGAACAUGAACCCUUUAAUCCUCCUCUUGCCAAGAAGAAGAGAAACCUCCCUGGAAACCCUGAUCCAGAAGCUGAAGUCAUAGCUCUAUCUCCAAAAACACUUAUGGCCACAAACCGUUUCCUCUGCGAAAUAUGUGGAAAGGGUUUUCAAAGAGACCAGAAUCUACAGCUUCACCGUCGAGGUCACAACCUCCCAUGGAAGCUAAAGCAGAGGACAAGUAAAGAAGUAAGGAAACGAGUGUAUGUGUGUCCGGAGAAGAGCUGCGUCCAUCACAAUCCGACAAGGGCACUUGGUGACCUUACAGGAAUCAAGAAACAUUUUUGUCGCAAACAUGGCGAGAAGAAGUGGAAGUGUGGCAAAUGCUCCAAGAGAUAUGCAGUCCAAUCUGAUUGGAAAGCUCAUUCAAAGACUUGUGGGACUAGAGAGUAUAGAUGUGACUGUGGUACUAUUUUCUCCAGGAGAGACAGCUUCAUAACACAUAGAGCGUUUUGCGACGCCUUAGCAGAAGAAACUGCUAGGCUAAACGCAGCUUCUCAUCUCAAAAGCCCCACCGGUAAUAAUCUUAAUUACCAUUAUCUUAUGGGCACACUCAUCCCAUCACCACAACCACCACCGUCGUUUCCAUUUGGAGCACCGCAACCGCAACAUCACCACCACCCUUUUCCCAUCACAACCACCACCUUUGAUCAGCAUCAUCAUCAAGACUCCAUGCAACCUGCUUCUUCACUCUCUCUAUGGAUGGGAGGAAAUGUUAAUCAUCAUCAAGUGACCAACGAGGACUGUACGCAGCCGCAGUCACCGCAGGAGGAUUAUAACUGGGUUUUUGGGAACGCAAAUAAUAGCGGCGAGUUAAGCGAUUCACUCAUCACACGUGAAAAUAUCAAUAUGGCUGCCCAUAAUGAAAACGCAAACGCGGUUACUUCUCUUUCCGUGCCUUCUCUUUUUAGCAACGUCGACCAAAUGAGACAAGACGCAAACGUAGCGGUCGCAAAUAUGUCGGCAACUGCGUUACUUCAAAAAGCGGCUCAAAUGGGCGUCACUUCUUCUACUCCGACCACCACCAGCGACCAGUCAGCGUUUCUUCAGAGUUUUAAGUCGAAAAUCUCCGACCAGAGUCCGAAUGUAGAAGAUGGUGGCAGUGACAAGUUCUUCGCAUUGUUUGGAUCGAACAGUGUCGGCUUAAUGAGUAACAAUGGUCUUGGUCACGAGAUCGUGAACCCUAGAAAUGGCGUUACGGUCGUUACGGGGAUUGAUGAAUUACAGAAUUACCCUUUGAAGCGUAGAAGAGUUGAGAAUGGGGAUGCAUUAGGAGGAGGGCAAACUCGAGAUUUCCUUGGAGUUGGUGUACAAACAAUGUGUCGUUCAUCUUCUAUCAACGGAUGGAUUUAAAAGUUGAAACACUUGUAAUGGAUUUUUCUACCUUAUUUAUAAGAACUUAUCAAAGCUGUAGUGUAACUUUGUUUAGGGAUUGUUAGUGAAAGUAGAAUUUGUAUUGAUUGUUAAAAUUUUCAAAUUCUAUUGGUAUAUGUCAAUGAGUUUUAACAUU